Molecule: messenger RNA, 1749 nt
Organism: Eruca vesicaria subsp. sativa (arugula)
Lineage: Eukaryota; Viridiplantae; Streptophyta; Magnoliopsida; Brassicales; Brassicaceae
Source: the annotation of a GenBank genome assembly
AUGGGGAAUAAAGGAAGUAGCUCCCGUCGAUACAACGUCGGAGCCAAACGCGAUCACGACAGCCUCGGUCACUCUUUCAGCUAUAUCCGACCGGUUCUCGACGGAUCAAGAACCUCUUUCACGCAGGAAUCGUCUCUCCAACCCGACCCGAUCCCCGGAACCACGACAACAUUUCGUUCUAUCUCCGGCGCCUCCGUUAGCGCCAAUAACUCAACGUCUCUCUCUGCCUCUCUCUCAACAGAGGUUUCGUUAGAGGCUUCAGGGUUCGAGAGCUCUAAUAAGUUCGCUUCUUUCCCGCUUCAUCCCGUGCCACGUGGCCCGACAAAGAGUCCGUUCGAGCGCCGGUUCUUGUCCGGUCCGAUUGAAACCGGUUUGGUCGGGAAGAAAAAAAAGAUAAGUGGAAAAAAAUCGUUUUCGAAACCUAAACCUAAUAAUAAAAGACUUUUUACAUUCAAAACCAUUUUCAAGAAGUUGUCUAACAAUCUAGCACGAUCGAAGAAGAGUGUGAUUGAACCAAUCAACAGUUUCAAUUCAUCUCAAGGAGCAUCAGCUUCUUGUCAACACAAACCUGAGAUCAUUGACUCAAGCACAAGCAACAUUCUGAGUAGCCAAGAGAGCCCUAGAACCAAAGAAGUAGAAGAUGAAGAUGAAGAAGAAGAGGAGAUGAGUGAGGCUUCUUUAGAGGAGCCAAAGAUUCAAUGGGCGCAGGGGAAAGCAGGGGAAGAUCGAGUACACGUCAUCUUAUCUGAGGAAAACGGUUGGCUUUUCGUUGGGAUUUACGACGGAUUCAACGGUCCAGAUCCACCCGAUUAUCUUCUCAACAAUCUUUACACCGCCGUGCUCAAAGAGCUCAAAGGUUUGCUAUGGGACGACGAUAACUCCGAUGAUCUUGCGUCCCAGAGCAAGAAACAGAGUACACUGGAAGAAAUAACUGAUGCUUGUGACUCAAGAAACAUAGCUGAGGAUGUGAAGAAGCUGCAAUGGAGGUACGCUUCGAAACAGAAUCACCACAAAGAAGCUGACUCGGAGAUGAUUAACCACAGAGACGUGCUAAAAGCUCUUGAACAAGCGUUGAUGAAAACAGAGGAAGCGUUUGAUCUAACGGUUGAUGAGAAUCCAGUAUUAGCAUUGAUGGGAUCAUGCGUACUUGUGACGUUAAUGAAAGGUGAAGACGUUUACGUGAUGAGUGUUGGAGAUAGCCGAGCGGUUUUGGCUCAGAGAGCUUAUCUUGGGCGUAAGAAGAUGCCAAAUGAUCUCCAGAGAAUCAAGGAAGAGAGUCCAUUGAAGAACUGUUUGGUUGGAGAAAAAAGAGUGAGUCUUCUGGUUCCUGUUCAGCUCAAUAUGGAACACAGCACAAACGUUCAAGAGGAAGUGAGAAGAAUCAGGAAUGAACAUUCUGAUGAUCCAUUGGCGAUAGACAAUGGUAGAGUGAAAGGUUAUCUCAAGGUCACUCGUGCAUUUGGCGCUGGAUUUCUCAAACAAUUCCUUAUCCUCUCUUCUGAUGGACUUUACGAAUACUUCUCAAAUGAGGAAGUCAUCUUCGAGGUCGAGUCUUUCAUCUCAGCCUUCCCUGAAGGUGAUCCUGCUCAGCAUCUCAUCCAAGAAGUCCUCCUUAGAGCUGCCAGAAAAUAUGGUAUGGACUUCCAUGAAUUGUUGGAGAUACCCCAAGGAGAUCGUCGCAGGUAUCAUGACGAUGUUUCUGUCAUUGUGAUUUCACUUGAAGGAAGAAUUUGGAAAUCUUCUAUGUGA